AUGGUUACAAUGUUGUCGACGUACAUUCGUAGAUUCCAAGGACACGGUCUCGCCACGCACAAGAGCAGGGGUGAAGCAUCAAAAUCAAGAUCAGCGAGGAGAUCAAUCCACCGGUUUAAUAGGUCCGCCGUUCCAUCUAUAGCUUCACAUAGAAGUCUAGCGAUAAGCAAACACAUCAGGGGUCCAGUUUAUCCACAAGUCAAGACACCGAAUCAGGACAUCGGAGAAGCAAUGGAACAGUCUGAAAUACCUACAGUUCCUCCCAGAUUGCCUCCAAUUAAUCAAGGAAAUAGAAACAUGGUAGAUAUCAAUCGGGAGCCAUCUCCGUUGAUCUUUGAGGAAAGAAAUUCUCCAAACUUGAGAGAGCAUCAUCAAUUUUAUACUGCUUAUGAAGAUACCGAUGACAUGCCACGUGAAGGCUUAGAAUCAAGUUGGUCUUAUAACAGAGCUGAUCUGUGGGUGUACAGUCCAGACGAGUCGUUCGAAGAAGACGACGAAGGAUGCUUUUUGAGGGUUAGCCAAUCAACACAAACUAGAUUCGGUUUACCGCCGCUGAAUAGGGACAAACAUCAACAGCAAUCGAGAUCUAAAUCCAUAGAUAAAAUCCCGUAUCACAGCAUCUACCGAUCAUCUUCCGGGUAUUCAACAAAAGCACAUUAUGGAUCUGUUUGUCAGGACACUGAGGAAUGGGAUGGCGAAUUUGAUCCGGAAGCUAUCAGAUACUUCCGGUCUCUGACACCAGUGGAAAUCGAAUGGAUGCCUCCACCUGAAACGGGUGAUUUUAGCCCGAUCUCUGAUACCGGAUCUGAUCUAGCCAGCGUUUAUCUACCAUCAUUAGUAACAGGUGGAAGACGCCCUAGGCCUUUGACACCAUUCCCGGAUAGCAUAAGAGAAGAACAUACUGAAGUGACACAUUUCAGACAUACUAAAACACCACAGCAGACGUGGAGAACUGAGUGGGACUCUCCAGAGGUUGAUACGACGAAAAACAUGUCGAGAAGCCUGAAGAAAAGACACAGGAAGAUUUCCGAUGCUAACAGAGACCUGAAAUCCUCAGCUGAACACUUCCAAAGUGCACAAGGGAUGCAUGCAGAAGACAGAAAAGAGCUAUGGAACACAAGCGGAUCUUCGAGCACAGAAGACUCCGAUAAAGAAUUGGAACAUUCUUACCAAAAAGAUUCUGACCAAUACUUUGAAGACUAUUAUGAAGAAUGGGAAGACUCGGACCAAGAUUGCGAUAAUGAAUUGCGGGACUCUGGCCAGGAUCUGGUAAACUCGGACCAAAACCUGGACUCGGAUCAUGACUUGGCCAUGAGGUACCUGGAUUGUGGAUCUAAAGUCACAGAUCAAGACUUGGGAAUUACGGACCGCAUCAUAGACAGUGCAGACCUAGAUUCGAAAGAACCGAAUCAAGUCACGAAUGUAGACCAAUGUCGAAAUGAUACCGAAAAAAAUCUAGGGUCUUUGAAAGAUCAAUGGGAAGAAGCCGAAGGAGGCAUGACAAGUGGAAUGAAAUCAAAAACCAAGUCAUUCUUUGACAGUAAAUUUAAAGCCUAUUCGACAAGACAAGCUGCUGAAGACGAAGCUCAAGAUGCCAAGGACGAUCCACAGGACGAAGCUGGUGCAAGUGAUGGCAAUUUAAAAAGAAAACAGAAACUCGAAUUGGAACUCAGCGAAGCUGAGCUGGAUAUAAAAAGUGAGUUAACGGAAGCGUGGAAGAACUAUGAACACGAACAAAACCGAUAUUUCAAGACGAUGGCGAGAGUCAGAGAAGAGCAGGAAAUAGCCAAUCACUGGCGACUGGACGCUCUUCAAUACCGACUGAGCUAUGUUAUGUUGAAAGCAGAGCUUGAUGAAAAGAAGGAAGAGGCUCGGACUACUGGUUCACCUCCAUGACAUAUUUUGAAAACGUCAGUUAUUGAAUGGAGUUUCACCUUAUUUCUAUGAGUUCCAAAACUAAACGAAGACACUGUAUAUUCGAGUUUUAUUUUGGAACUCAUAGAAAUAAGGUGAAACUUUCAAUUGUUCUAGGCUGUCCUUUUUUGCCUACUAAUAACAGUCCAGCAUAGUUAUUUCUGCUUACCCGGGUCCGAUUAAAACCGUUAACACGAGUCCAGUCCACUUUGUUUUUAGGUAGAAUUAAUUGUAAUAGAGACUAUACAGUCUAAACGUAUUGUGUUGAUUACUAGUAA
This is a messenger RNA of Lottia gigantea (owl limpet), 2192 nucleotides long. RefSeq lists its product as hypothetical. The transcript has 3 exons. The record is from RefSeq and is a predicted model, not a curated record. Lineage: Eukaryota; Metazoa; Mollusca; Gastropoda; Lottiidae. The coding region runs from base 1 to 1896 and encodes 631 amino acids.